AUGGACAACGCAUCCCAUUCUCAAUUUCCAAACGUCUCAGAAAGUGGCAAUGUUUCCGUGCCAUCAGCAACCCCAAAAUGCAUUAUCCGUGAUCACUUCCUCUCCACUGUCCUGCCCAUCAUUUACUCCCUGAUCUGUGUGGUUGGCCUGGCUAGCAACUCGCUGGCCUUGUGGGUCUUCUUCAGGAUUCAGAGGAAGCCCACCUCCAUCUCCGUGUACAUGAAGAACCUGGCCAUUGCUGACCUCCUGCUGUGCCUCUGCCUUCCCUUCAGGAUUGCCUACCACAUUGGGGAGUACAAGUGGAUGGUAAAAUGCUACUUCUGUAAGAUCAUUGGGGCUUCGUUCUACAGUUCCAUGUACAUCAGCAUUCUGUUCCUCGGGCUGAUUAGCCUGGAUCGCUACCUGAAGAUCACAAAGCCACUCAAACAGUUCCGGAUCCACACUGUGCCCUGGAGCUCAGCUGUCUCCAAGUUCGUGUGGGUUGGCGUCCUCGCCUGUAUGCUCCCCUUUGUAAUCAGUAGCUUCAACAGCUCAACCCAAGAAAAAUGCUUCCACUAUAAAGAGCAGACCAUGACAAGUGGUCUGAUGAACCUAGUAGCCAUAGCCAUUAUUUACAUCCUCUCCUUGCUAUUCCUGGUGUCCUAUGCCAAGAUUUCAAUAAAGCUCUACAACAUCUCCCAAGGGAAAGCCAAGCAGCAGAUUAAGAAAGUGAGCACCAGAGCCAUCAUGAAAACCUUCAUUGUCCUGGCCAUCUACAUGGUCUGUUUCAUGCCGUAUCACAUUGUCCGAGUGCCAUACGUUCUCUCCCAGAUCAAGGUCAUCAGCAGUUGUGAGUGGAAACAAACCCUGCACAUCGCCAAUGAAUUGGUCUUGUGUCUCUCUGCCCUAAACAGCUGCCUGGAUCCAAUCAUCUACUUUUUCCUCUCCAACUCUUUCCGAAGGGCAGUGUUCCAUACCAUCCAAGGCAGGUUGAACAAGACCUUCCCCAAACCCAAUCUGCUCAGGAACAGUUUCAAAUCCAUCACUGAGAUCUGA
Messenger RNA from Callorhinchus milii (elephant shark), 1035 nucleotides. It is a transcript of the gene gpr34l, whose product is annotated as G protein-coupled receptor 34 like. Bases 1 to 1035 code for a protein of 344 amino acids. The transcript has a single exon. NCBI's taxonomy places the organism in Eukaryota, Metazoa, Chordata, Chondrichthyes, Chimaeriformes, Callorhinchidae. The record is from RefSeq and is a predicted model, not a curated record. Gene Ontology annotation, molecular function: G protein-coupled purinergic nucleotide receptor activity. Gene Ontology annotation, cellular component: membrane. Gene Ontology annotation, biological process: G protein-coupled receptor signaling pathway.